AUGAGCCGUGUACAAGCAAGCAAGCGGUUUGAAGUGCAAGGCUGGAAAGGGGGCAGGAGCGUCAGGAGCCUGCAUUGCGUGCCAGUAAUAUGCUGCCCCUCUCCUUCCCUCCCUCCGUUCACUCCGGCUCGUCUUUUGCCGGUGUGUCGAAUUGGCGGUGGCGUGGCUAUGGGAGUGCUCCGCCAAGAGUGUCGCCACGGCGCACCACAACUCUCGCUCUCCUCUCUAUUUCUCUGUCACUACCCUUACCGCCCAUACUCCCUCAUCCUCAUCUACCUUAUUCUUUCACGCGAUACAAGUCGUCUGACGGGCGCCGCGUUUUCUUCUGCCUCUAUUCGCGCCCACCGUGGGCCGUUCGGCGCUUGUCGUGCGUUUCAUCAGCCCACACACGCGCGCCGCCUGACAGCCAUGUCACAACUAUCGAUCGUAAAAGACCAGCUGCUUAGUAAGGGCAUCAACCACUUUGUUGUGCUGUCCAGCUCCGGUCAGGUGGUCGAGUACAGCGGUGACUUUGAGAACAAGGAGAAGCAGGUGCUGGCGUAUGCUAUUCUUCAGCAAUGCUCUGCACUGUUUGCGAAAGGUGAGUCGAUGAAGCGAGUCACCAUGAAGUUCGAGGACGUGCUUUACGUGGCGACGACCGUUGAGGAUAGUGCAACGGUGUACGGCGUGGUAGCCAAGCGUCCCACGAACGGGGCAACGAUGUAA
Messenger RNA from Leishmania mexicana MHOM/GT/2001/U1103, 705 nucleotides. RefSeq lists its product as hypothetical. The transcript has a single exon. The coding region runs from base 1 to 705 and encodes 234 amino acids. The record is from RefSeq and is a predicted model, not a curated record. NCBI's taxonomy places the organism in Eukaryota, Euglenozoa, Kinetoplastea, Trypanosomatida, Trypanosomatidae.